Xylona heveae TC161 is the source of this 481-nucleotide messenger RNA. RefSeq lists its product as hypothetical. The coding region runs from base 105 to 365 and encodes 86 amino acids. The record is from RefSeq and is a predicted model, not a curated record. The transcript is spliced from 3 exons. NCBI's taxonomy places the organism in Eukaryota, Fungi, Ascomycota, Xylonomycetes, Xylonales, Xylonaceae.
UUUAUGUCAUCCACUGCUUCACCGGUUGCUCGAAUCCGCUGAGCAAUCUUUACGACUUUGAACGUUUGGCGAAGUGAACGCUGCGUCCACUCCAACCCGUCAAGAUGCCGGCUGUAAUGCCACCUAUGCCUAACAAGGAUGACCUGAGAGCAACAUGGACAUACCUUGAGGCGGGCAUAGAUCGGAUUAUGACCAACUUGCAGGAUGGCGUGGACAUGGUCACGGUGAGCUUUGGCAAAACAAUGGUUACGUGUGGGAUAGCUGCUGACAGAUUGCUGCUAGUAUAUGGGCGUUUACACGUGAGGAUCGCCACUGUCAAAAAAGGCAAUGGAUCAUGCAACUGGAAACUAAUGUCUUUCAAAUAGGGCGGUUCACAAUUUCUGUACUUCCCAAACGUCAAUCAAUAAUUCACCGGCAGGGGUGCUGGGAGCUGGUAAUCGCGGCGGCGCUCACCUGCUCGGAGAAGAGCUGUAUCGCAAAC